UAAACGAAUUAAUGUUCUUGAACGGAAGUUGCGUAUUGUGUAUGUGGUAAUAUUGUGUACUUGGUAAAAACCAAUGAAAUGGGAGUUAGGGGAAUGACGUGUUUGAAUAGUUUUCUCACGAUAGUAGAGUUCAGUUUCUAGCGCACGCUCUACCCGAGCAGGUCAAUUUUCCGAGGAUGGACGCUAGGAGAAUGGAAUUGUCUCAAACCAUAUCAGAAGUAAAUUUGGCUGUUUCUAGACAGCAAGGAGAUUUAUUGAACAGUUUACAGACUAUGAUAGACUCAAAACUCUCCAGUUUUCAGCAGAACAUUCAGCAGAUUUCUAAUUCGCAGAUUAACAGAAUCGAAGAGAAUCUCCAGACUGACCAUUACGUUUUCAAAAAGAAAGGAAAUGAAAACCAGUUCAAGCAUCAGGCUCGCGUCCUAUCUAAACUUAAAGAAGCGAACGAGCAGCUUAACUCGGCCACCAUAAGUGAAGAAAAUAUACAGGAAGCGAGAUCUAACAUCACAGAAGGUAUUGACUUGGUGAAAAAUAGACAAAAGCUUAUCAAAUUAGCAGAUUCUUCUCAAUUACGAUGGAGAGUUGUUAAAGAAUACGAAACAAAUCCUAUCGCGGCUGACUCUGACGAUAAAAAGAAAAUUUACCGAGCCCAAAUGAGAGCAGAAAGGAAAGCUAAAGAGGACAGAUAUAUGGGGAGAAGGCCAUACAGAUUUUCACCUUAUCCGAAGAGACCAGUGAGAGAAACCUUUUCCCGCAGGGAUACCGACGAUAAGGCAGCUACAAACAAGCCAGGCAGAUGCUACGAUUGCGGGGGAAAAGGGCAUUGGAGUCGUGACUGUCCAAAGAAAGAUGAGAAUAAGAUAAGUGAAAAUUAUAUUACAAUUUUGAAUAAAUCUGAGAAUGAAGUAAAUUCAAAAGUUGAUGAAAAUGUUUUGAAAAUACUUAGUCCAGUUGGUCGCUUGAGGUCACAGGUGAGUGAAUGGAAAGACAUGGGGGCGAACGAAAGCAUUGUUCAAUUGAUCAAGGUAGGUUACAGAAUUCCUUUCAAAACUGAGCCACAAUCGAUUGUAUUACGAAAUAACAGGUCAGCCCAAGAACCUAAAUUCGUAUCAAAAGAGAUAGAGAAUUUACUAAAGAAGGGGUGCGUCUCAAAGGUUGGUAAGAUUCCUAAAGUUGUAAAUCCUUUGACGGUUGCGAGAAACAGGAACGGUAAGCCACGCUUAGUUCUUGACUGCAGACACUUAAACCCACAUUUACAUAAAUUUAAGUACAGAUAUGAAGAUGCCUCGGUAGCUAAAGAAAUGUUUAAAAAGGGGGAUUUCAUUUUCACAUUUGAUCUUAAAUCCGCUUAUCAUCAUGUAGAAAUUUUCAGCGAACACAGAAAUUUUCUAGGAUUUUCAUGGGAAGUUGAAGGGAAAACGCAUUAUUAUGUAUUUAAUGUUUUGCCUUUUGGCUUAUCUACUGCGGGGUACAUAUUUACAAAAGUGCUCAGAGAACCUGUCAAAUGUCUGAGAGCAAAAGGUAUGAGAAUCAUUACCUUUCUAGAUGAUGGAAUUGGAGCUGAAUCGUGUUUAGAUAGUGCAAAAUCUGUGAGUAUUUACAUUAAGGAAUUUUUUGAAAAGCUAGGAUUUUUGUUUGCUGAUGAUAAAUGUGAAUGGUUUCCUACUCAAUACCGAGUUUGGUUAGGUUUUGUGUAGGAUAUGGCAAAAGGGAAAAUUUUCAUAACAUAAAACAGGGUCGACCGUCUUAUCAAUUGUUUAAACAAUGUUCAUUUGAAAGUUAUGAAAAGUUUUACUUUCUUUCAUGUUAAAGAAUUGGCAAGAAUUGUAGGUCAGAUCAUUUCAAUGAAAGUAGUAAUUGGAAGCAUUGUUAGGCUGAAAACAAGAUACUUGUACGAUUGCAUAAUGAGCAGAGCAAGCUGGAACUCAAAGGUAAAAAUUUCAGCCUGCGCUUUUAGCGAAAUCGAAUUUUGGCGGGAAAACUUGAAUACUUUGAACGAGAAUGGUUGUCUCAUUGAAAGUUUUGACGCAUCAGAUGUAUGCGAUUUUCAUGUAUUUUGUGAUGCCUCAGAUGUAGGCUUUGGUGGAUUUAUUGAAUGUAUAUCAGAUGAAAAUCAAGUGAAUAUUGGAAAUGUGUUUGGAAGCUGGACGGAAGAGGAAAGUCAGCAAAGUUCAAGAUGGAGAGAACUGGAGGCUGUGAACAGGGUUGUCAAGAGUAAUGUUUCACAUUUGACAAAUGAAAAUAUAAAGAUCAUUUCAGAUAACAAAAACGUUUCUGUUAUUUUAUCGGUUGGUAGCAAAAAAUCAUAUUUACAAGAUAUUGCAAAUGAUAUUUUCAAAACAUGUUCAGAGAACAGUAUUCGAAUCAACCCUGUUUGGAAGCCUAGGGCGGAAAAUAAAAAAGCAGACAGUUUGAGUCGAUUGACAGACAUGGAUGAUUGGUCAAUAGAUGACGAAAUUUUUGAAUAUUAUGAAAAACUGUGGGGUAUGCAUACAUGUACAGUGGACAGGUUUGCUACACAUUACAACAAAAAGUGUAUUAGAUUCAAUUAAAAAUAUUGGUGCCCGGGCACAGAGUGCAUAAAUGCUUUUGAUAUUUGUUGGGCAGAUGAAAACAAUUGGUUGGUUCCUCCUCCAAUUUUAAUUCCAAAAGUUAUAAACAAAAUUGUUUCAGACAGAGCAAAAGCAACUUUGAUUGUUCCAGAAUGGAAAUCUUCUCCAUUCUGGCCAAUGUAAUUUGAUGGUGAAAAGUUCAAAAGUUUUAUUCAGUCUUGGAAAUAUUUAUCAAAGAAAAGAUUGAUUACUCAUGGUAAAAGCAAGAAAUCUGUAUUUGCCAAAUAUUCUUUGGAUUUCAAAAUGGUAGCGCUCAAGAUAAGAUUUUAAUAAUUUAAAAAAAAAAGGAGGGGGACGUAAAAAUGGUAUGACAUGAAUUUAAUGAUUAUUGUACAGGUGCAUAUAAUUUAUAUUAAAAUUUUGAUUUUAGGACUAAAUCUUCAGACACAUGUAAACAGAGCAGUAGAAGAUAGUGGUGUUCCAUUGAAAAGUAGCCUAGGAAGCCUUAGCA
This is a messenger RNA of Saccostrea cuccullata (small rock oyster), 3063 nucleotides long. RefSeq lists its product as uncharacterized. NCBI's taxonomy places the organism in Eukaryota, Metazoa, Mollusca, Bivalvia, Ostreida, Ostreidae. The transcript has 3 exons. The record is from RefSeq and is a predicted model, not a curated record. Gene Ontology annotation, molecular function: nucleic acid binding; zinc ion binding. The coding region runs from base 177 to 1697 and encodes 506 amino acids.